AAAAAAACCAACAAUGAUUUAACAUAAUUUUUGGGGGAAUUGUACCUAAGAAUUGGAACCCUCACGUCUCGUGAUUCAACUACUUGAAGAUUUAUGCUUCCAAAGGCAUUGUCUGGUAACAAUAAUGUAUUGGGAUUAAAGUUAGUGGUUGUGACAAAGAGAUUCAACUGUUACCACUAAUAACACUAAUUAAUGAGCCUUCCUUGCUAUAAUACCUAAAGAAAAUGAAAGCGGAAAAAUUUAAGAUAAAAUUUACAAGCUCAAAGAAUAUAUCAAGGAAUAAUAUUCCUUCACUCAUGCAAAGAAAAGAACUUUUACAUGUGCAACAAGAUUACUCAAUCAAGACACAUACUCAUAUCAAAAAGCUUUAGAAACCCAAACAGGAAUUAUUCUUGGUUUUCCCCUUCUCAUGAGGAAGUCCUACAGAACCAGCUUGCCCUGUUAAUGGUGGUUUAGCUAGCUUUAUUGCUCUAUAUAAAGAUACAUACGUAUACAAAGAGAUUAUAAGCCCUUGUUCUCCCAAUUUAAACUAACAGUCACACAUAUAUUGUGAUCGAGCUAAUCAUAUAAGAAUCAAAUUAAUCAAUCAAUCUUCAAUGGCAACCAAGGCUGAAGGAGCUACCGGCAGGCAAUCUUACGAGGAUUUUGAACCACUCUGCAAAUGGCAGAAGGAUGAAGAACAUGACACUCUUGAGGUCCAUCUUCAUGGUUUUAAGAAGGGUCAAAUGAGAGUCCAAAUCAACAAUCUUGGUGUCCUAACAAUCUCCGGAUCACGUCCCCUGGAUGAAACAAGAUGGAGCAGAUUCCACAAAGAAAUCAAAGUUUUGAAGGAUUGUAAACCAAAUGAAAUCCAUGCCAAGUUCUCUAAAGGCAUUCUCCAUGUAGUGAUGCCUAAGGGAUCAUCAGAAGAUCACGCAAUCACAAAAACAAAUACUACUCACGACAAAGACAAGCCAAAACCAGCUCAGAUGAACCCAGAAAAUGUGACCAAGGAAUCCAUGGCUAGAGAUCAGUUGAAUGCGGCCGGUGCCUCGACUAGUAUCAGUGGUGACAUUGAGAAUGAUAAUAGAUUGGACGACAACAAGACCAUGAUGAACAGCUUCAAGGAAAGAAUUUCACGGCUUACUAGGGGUAAGCCUAUGAUCGUGGGAGUGGCCGUGGUGGUGGCAGUGGCGGCGGUGGUGCUUCUAGGGAUAUAUGUAAUGAACAAAUAUCAAGCUCCUGACCAUGUCCAAGACUAAACAUGUAAUUUACGUUUUUCAGGAAAAUAAAAGGCUGAAUUUGGUAAUACUUUGCCAUCUGGUCAAUAUUAGUAUCGACUAAUUACAUUAAUACUUUGCAAUUAGUCCUAUCUCACUCAAAUAUCAAGAAUUUAUUCUCAUUCAAAAUUAUAUAAAAUACAACUAUUGAUAUUCUUAAUUUUCACAAAUCAUUUUCCGGAAAUGCUACAUUGUUCACAUACAUUGAUUUCAAAGCGAGGUUAGGCAACAAAUGAAGGAUAACAAUAACCACGUACGAUUCAAUCAGUGAACUGCAGACAAUUCCAAUAUAGAUUUAUUAUAUUAUUAUAUAUUAUACCCAUCUAACAAUAUUAUAUACUGUAAUCAUCUCCAAAACCUUUGCAUGCAUGGUCCUAACUCCUAAGUGAGCAUUUUGCUUGUCUAUUCCAAAGCCCCUUGCCGUCCUUGGGCAGCAUUUGUUGUUAGGACUUGCCAUUCCCAAACCCUAUAAAUAUAUACAUCUCCUAGAGAUCUUCAUAAUCAACAACCAUUGGAGCAAGCUAGAUAUAAUUUGACGUGAAAAAUCAAUGGCUUCCUCUCGCAUUCUCUCCAUCUUUUCGCUCGUUGCUGCCAUUGUUUCAACAUCCACGUUGGCUAAGGAAUUCAUUGUUGGUGAUCAGGCUGGGUGGACGAUUGGUUUCGAUUACAAAAAUUGGGCACAGGGAAAGAACUUCAUGGU
Tripterygium wilfordii is the source of this 1959-nucleotide messenger RNA. RefSeq names its product inactive protein RESTRICTED TEV MOVEMENT 2-like. NCBI's taxonomy places the organism in Eukaryota, Viridiplantae, Streptophyta, Magnoliopsida, Celastrales, Celastraceae. The transcript has 2 exons. The record is from RefSeq and is a predicted model, not a curated record. The coding region runs from base 597 to 1241 and encodes 214 amino acids.